AUGCUUCAAAUAUUUCUACUGAUAUGUACAACUUUACUGUAUGAUAAAUGUAACACUAAUCCAAAUCCUAGUUCCAGUAAUGAUCAUGUUUCCUGUGAAUUGUUUGCUUCCAAUUUUGCAAUAAAACUUGUUCCAAACGUUAGUAAACUUCUUGUAUGGAUAUCUACAUUAUAUCAAAUAUUAUAUCUUAUACUUCAAUCAUCUUCACCAACUUCAAUUCCAACAUUUUUUCCACAAAUGUCAGAACUUACUGAUCCCUUACCAUUGACACUAGUUUCUAUGCUCGGUUACAUGUUAAUGAUCAUUGGAGGAUUGGGACGGGUUUGGUGUUUUAAAACGUUAGGAAGAUUUUUUACCUUUGAAGUAACUAUUCGUGAUUCUCAUAAGUUAAUUAAGACCGGUCCAUAUGCUUAUGUACGUCAUCUAUCGUAUACAUUUGCUAUAAUUUUAAUAACUGGAAUGUGUCUGAUCCAUCAACAAUUAGGAGACUUGUUUCCUGAAACAUAUUGGACAAAUAUUAUCUUUGCUCCUCUCUCAUUUUUCCCUCGACUGUAAGGAGGGUCAUGUCGAAAAAAAGUGGUCAAAAAACGGAAAUUCGUUUGUUUGUGUGUGUGUGUGUGUGUGUGUGUGUCUGUCGCAGGUCAAAGGUCAAAGGUCAAAUGGCUAUUUUUCUAGAAUUGUUCAAAACUUCAUGAAACAUGGUUUUGAAGGAGUCUUGAGGCUGGGACUUGGGUGAGGGGGAGUGUGUGAGGUCGGGUCAAAAGAACAUCACAUCCGGGGUCAAAGGUCAAAAAAACAUUUUCUGCAAAAACGCUCAAAACUUCAUGAAACAUGGUUUGGGAGGGUGGUUGAGGAUAGAUGUUGGCAGGGUGGGGGGGGGGUGGGGGCGAGGGUCGAGGGGCAAAGGUGAAAAAACAGUUUGUCCAAAAACGCUCAAAAGUUCAUAAAACGU
This is a messenger RNA of Adineta ricciae, 952 nucleotides long. The record is from the annotation of a GenBank genome assembly. NCBI's taxonomy places the organism in Eukaryota, Metazoa, Rotifera, Eurotatoria, Adinetida, Adinetidae.